Molecule: messenger RNA, 2832 nt
Organism: Diabrotica balteata
Lineage: Eukaryota; Metazoa; Arthropoda; Insecta; Coleoptera; Chrysomelidae
Source: the annotation of a GenBank genome assembly
AAUAUUAGGAUUACGAUCCUCUGGCGCUGUUGUGGUUGUGGUGUUUAUUUUCAUGUUUGUGUUUAUUACUCUUAAAUUUUUAAGUCAAGCAAUAUUUAUAGGGUCUAACGAAGCACUUUUAUUGAAAGUUCAAGUUCCAAAUUAGCUGUGUAUAAGUCAUAUAACUUCCAACGUUUUGAGCAACAAACCUAAGUGGUGCUACCAAUAAUUGAGAGAAUGGUUCGUAAACGAUGUAACAACCGAAAGAAAAAUUCAUGAAUAAAUUGAGUGAUGGAUUUGGCUUUAAAAAAGGAAAAUGUGACAACCUUACUUAUUGAUACUGAUUCCAAAACACUUGCUGCUGGUGUCAUUCCUGAAAAACCAGAUGAUGGACCUGAAUGUUGCAAAAUAGAUAUAAGUUAUAAGGGAAAGCUGUCCCAACAAAAUAUUUUAGAUAAGGCCUUCUCUAUUGACGAAAAUGAUCUGGCUACGCCAUUAGAACCUAUUCAAGUUGAUUCGUUUCCAGUAUUUACUUGCAACGGACCGAUAAAUGACGAAAUUACGUCAGACAGCAUUUCUGAUGAAGAUGUCAUCGAAGAUGAAAACGAUUUGGAUGAUAAGACGCAGACAGAAUCUGCAGAAACAUUACCAUUGUCAAGCUUGAUGAAAAGGGUUAGCUCAGAUGACCUCUCCCAAUUCUGUGCAGGACCUUAUAGUGACAUUACCCCGGAGAAUAUUUCUGACGAACACAAACAGACAGAAUCGGUAUUAAAAUUGGCAUCGUCAAGAUUGAGGAAAAGUAAGAGCUCCGAUGAUCUCAAUCAAUUAUUUAAAACAUCUGUUGGAGAUAGUAUUAUAGAACGCAGCCCUACCAUUCUAGAAAGACAUGUGGAUGUUGAAACAUUAACGGAUACGUUUGAAGACAUUUCUUUUAUUCAUAGACCAAUUCUUCGCAAGAAUUUGACAAGAGAUGACGACGCUUCGUCAUUCUGCUUAUAUGACAGUAAGAAACAUGUUUCUUUUCCCUCCGAUGAUGAGAUGUUGGUUAGUUUUCGUGAUACAAAUGAUUUCGACGUAUGUCAAACUACUGAAGAAAUGUCUGCCGAAGAAAUUUCACGGUUAUAUCAGGAAUCGUGUAUCAAGCACAAAACAAUUGAAUUAGACACCAUACGCCAUCAAAUAAUGGAAAUCAAACACAACUUAAAUCAUUCAGCCGUACUCAAACUAAGUUCAGUCAAUAUAACAUCUGAAGUAAAUGACACUUUAGAAGAUUUAUUCAGGGUUACCAAUUUCAAUAGUCUCACUCUCGUUGACUGUAAAUUUUCCGCAGAAACUAUGAAUGAAUUUUUGAAUAUGCUAGAGUAUUAUGAUUCUGUGUGUCACCUGGAGUUGGAGAUGAAUUUCGAAGACGAAGAUUUAUGGAAAUGUUUCUGUUCUGCGUGUAGUAACAUUUCUGUUUUGGAAUCUUUGUCUUUGAAAAAGAUGACUAUAAAUGAGUCUUAUAUGAGAUUUCUCCUCAGGGCUGUUAAAACCAACAACCACAUUACCACCCUAAAGUUUGAUGGUUGUGUGCUAGCCAAAUUGCCUAGUUUUUAUUUAGUGGAAAAUUUAAUGAUCAAUCGAACAAUUCAAGAAUUGUACCUGCCGUCUACUGGUCUCUACACAAAAGAGGCUGACUGUCUUUCCCGUUUCUUAUCUAUCAACAGAUUCUUAAAAGUUCUAGAUAUCAGUAAUAAUUUUAUUGGAGAUAGGGGCUGGAAUCUCUAUCCAAAGGACUUUGCACACAAAACCAACCAGACGUUGGAAUUUCUGCUCUUAGUAUUUACAAUAACCAGCUUACAGAAAAAAGCGGACCAAUUAUAGGCAAUAUUAUAGAAAAGUGUAGAAACCUGCAUACAUUUAAUGUUGGUUACAACAACUUGACUGACGCAGUACUUAAGCAUAUAAAUCUUAGUUUGCCUUUAACGAAAUCACUUGAAGGUUUAGGAUUACAAUGUACAUUAUUGACGUGCAAAGGAGUAUACGAACUUGCAGAAGCUAUACCAAAUAAUACAACUCUUAGGAAAAUUAAUCUUAAAGGAAAUAAAGCGAUCCAGGUAAAUGGAGUCGAAAAACUAUGCCAGGCGUUAACCAAUUCUAAGAUAAAUAAAAUUGAAAUCGAUGAAAACAAUAGGUCUUGCAGUGAUCCAGAAGCCUACUCGCAGCUGGUAAAAAAAUUGUCCGCCAUAUGUACCGUCAACAAAUCAUUUAUAAGUGAGGAACAAGACGUACCCGAUACUCAUAUUAUAUCUCGCAAAAUGUCCCUAAAUUGCGAACCGAGAUACACUGUGCCGGAGUCGACUAGCUUAUUCCAUGUAGGAUCUUCUCGACUUUCGCCUAUUCCAUCUCCUGUAUCCAGUCCAUCGCCCAAAAGUCGUUUUCAUAUAGUUAAAGUUAGCGAAACAGGUGGAGAAGGCCAUGCGACUUCUGCGAGCACUAGUCAUAGUCCUAGCCCUAGUUCGAGAUCCAAAUCCAGAUUCCAAGUAACUAGAGUACCUCAAUCACCAGAUGAAGAUGUUUCAUUAGGCAGAUUCGCUAACGUCCGCAGCAGUGUAUCUUCCAAUGAUAGUAUGGAUUCUCUUACUACGUUGCAUUUAGAUAGUGAUAGUGAAUAACAUUUAUUAUUGUUUGAUGUUAUUUGUAUCAUUAUUGUUGUUUUCUGAGGUAUUACUAGGAUAAGUGUCGUGUUACAGUAAACACGCUAAAAACUAUUGCUUUUUAAAUUUUCUCAAAUUUUUGCAUUUAUGAGAUAUAUUUUUCAGUAAUUCCUAAACAAUUAAUUAAUUAACGGUAGGUAACAUCUCAAUACAAUAU